Molecule: messenger RNA, 875 nt
Organism: Camellia sinensis
Lineage: Eukaryota; Viridiplantae; Streptophyta; Magnoliopsida; Ericales; Theaceae
Product: germin-like protein 9-3
Molecular function (GO): manganese ion binding
Source: RefSeq, a predicted model, not a curated record
CUCAUUCUCAUAAAAGUACUCUUAUUGCAACUCUUACCCAUCAACCAUCUAAAACAAUGGCUUCCUCAAUCUUGUUCAAACAUGCUUUGUUUUUCAUUCUAUCUGUCCUUGCCACUUCCUAUAUUGCCCAAGCCAGUGACCCCAAUAUCUUAGCUGACUUCAUAGUCCCUACAAAUUUUAGCACCCCUAUUGAUGGAAACUUCUUCACCUUCACUGGAAUGCGUAGACUCGUCGCUAACUCAACAAACCCACCAAACUUCAAGGCCACAAAAGCAACCAUGGUUGAGUUCCUAGCUCUGAACGGCCAAAGUGUGUCGAUGGCGGUUCUGCAGUUCCCUGCUGGCGGCGUUAAUCCACCACACACACACCCACGCUCGGCGGAGCUUCUUUUCGUAGUGGAAGGUAGUAUGGAAGUUGGUUUCGUUGACACUGCCAACAAACUCUACACUCAAACACUUCAGCUUGGAGAUAUGUUUGUGUUUCCAAAGGGAUUGGUACACUACCAAUUCAAUGCCGAUGCCAAGAAACAAGCCACUGCUAUCUCUGCUUUUGGCAGUGCAAAUGCAGGAACUGUGUCUGCUCCGGUAACUUUGUUUGCUACCGGGAUUGAUGAUGAGAUUCUUGCCAAGUCUUUUAAAACUGAUAUUGCUACCAUUCAAAAGAUCAAGGCUAGCCUUGCCACUAAGCCCUAAGUUAGAGGCAUAAAAAUGGCUCAUAGUUAGAACUAUUUACCUACCUUCGCAACUAUUUUAUUUAUUUAUUUACAAUUUAUCAAUUCUCUUUUUAUUUAUUUUUCUAAAUUUUCAGAUCUAUUUUGAGCAAGCAAUAAUGUACUUGUUCAGUCUAAUUUGAUUUGUAAUUGUUGAAAUAAUGCA